Molecule: messenger RNA, 2581 nt
Organism: Pterocles gutturalis (yellow-throated sandgrouse)
Lineage: Eukaryota; Metazoa; Chordata; Aves; Pterocliformes; Pteroclidae
Gene: RELCH
Product: KIAA1468 ortholog
Exons: 18
Biological process (GO): intracellular cholesterol transport
Cellular component (GO): trans-Golgi network; recycling endosome
Source: RefSeq, a predicted model, not a curated record
ACAGAUGAUACUGACUGGGUGUGUGGCAUUUGCUCGACAUGUUGGACCAACACGUGUAGAAGCUGAGCUUUUACCACAGUGUUGGGAACAGAUUAACCACAAAUACCCAGAGAGACGGCUACUGGUAGCAGAAUCCUGUGGAGCUCUAGCACCUUACCUUCCAAAGGAAAUUCGUAGUUCGUUAGUACUUUCCAUGCUGCAGCAAAUGUUAAUGGAAGAUAAGGCAGAUCUGGUACGAGAAGCUGUGAUCAAAAGCCUUGGCAUCAUUAUGGGAUAUAUUGAUGAUCCAGACAAAUAUCAACAGGGCUUUGAACUGCUGCUUUCAGCUUUAGGAGACCCUUCAGAACGUGUAGUUAGUGCAACACAUCAGGUUUUUUUACCUGCUUAUGCUGCCUGGACAACAGAACUGGGAAACUUACAGUUCCAUCUUAUACCUACGCUGCUUAAUAAAAUUGAAAAAUUGCUCAGGGAAGGAGAACACGGCUUGGAUGAACAUAAGCUCCACAUGUAUCUGUCUGCUCUGCAGUCAUUGAUUCCUUCUCUGUUUGCACUGGUGCUACAGAAUGCACCUUUCACAAGUAAGGCUAAACUUCAGGGAGAAGUACCACAAAUAGAAGUCACUAGAUUUCCCCGACCCGUAUCACCUCUUCAGGAUGUGUCCAUCCUCAUUGGAAGUCGCGAACAGUUAGCAGUGUUGUUGCAACUGUACGACUAUCAGCUAGAACAUGAGGGUACUACGGGCUGGGAGACUUUGCUAUGGGUAGUCAAUCAACUGCUACCACAGCUUAUAGAAAUAGUUGGCAAGAUCAAUGUAGCAUCAACUGCCUGUGUCCAUGAGUUCUCUAGAUUUUUCUGGAGACUUUGUAGGACAUUUGGGAAAAUUUUCACAAACACUAAGGUAAAACCACAGUUCCAGGAAAUCUUAAGACUGUCUGAGGAAAACAUAGAUUCCACAGCAGGUAACGGAGUGCUAACAAAAGCCACAGUUCCCAUCUAUGCAACAGGGGUCCUUACAUGUUAUAUUCAGGAAGAAGACCGCAAGCUGUUAGUUGGAUUCUUAGAAGAUGUAAUGACUAUGCUUUCACUAUCCCAUGCUCCUCUUGAUAGCCUGAAAGCUUCCUUUGUGGAACUGGGUGCAAACCCAGCUUAUCAUGAGCUGUUAUUAACUGUCUUGUGGUAUGGAGUUGUCCAUACUUCUGCUCUUGUUCGAUGUACAGCUGCUAGAAUGUUUGAGCUGACUCUUCGAGGCAUGAGUGAAGCCUUAGUUGACAAGCGGGUUGCUCCGGCCCUUGUUACCUUGUCCAGUGAUCCUGAAUUUUCAGUAAGGAUUGCAACAAUUCCUGCUUUUGGGACCAUCAUGGAAACUGUUACUCAGAGGGAGCUUUUGGAAAAAAAGAAAAUGCAGCUGGCAUCUUUCCUGGAUGACCCUCAGUAUCAAGACCAACAUUCUUUACAUACAGAAAUCAUAAAAACAUUUGGAAGAGUCGGACCUAAUGCUGAGCCCAGAUUUAGAGAUGAAUUUGUUAUUCCACACUUGCACAAGUUAGCCUUGGUCAACAACCAGCAGUCUGUGGAUUCGAAGAGACUGGAUAUCGCUACCCACCUGUUUGAAGCCUACAGUGCUCUUUCCUGUUGUUUUAUUUCAGAGGAUUUAAUGGUCAGUCACUUUUUACCAGGACUUAAGUGUUUACGAACUGACAUGGAACAUCUCUCGCCAGAGCAUGAGGUUAUUUUAAGCUCUAUGAUAAAAGAGUGUGAACAGAAAGUGGAAAACAAGACCGUCCAAGAACCACAGGGCUCAAUGUCAAUUGCAGCAAGCCUUGUGAGUGAAGACACAAAGACCAAGUUCUUGAACAAAAUGGGCCAGCUGACUACAUCAGGUGCAAUGUUGGCUAAUGUGUUCCAGAGGAAGAAGUAAGAUGGGAAAAGGAACUUCCAGCUAACACUAAGAUGAACCUCCCAGAGACUGGUUCCUGUACUUGAAGUAUUUGCCUUUUAUUUCUUCUGUCUUAUGUUCUUGUAGUAUAAUUUUAUUCUAACCUCCAAAGAUAUUUGCACUGCUUUUGAAUAUCGCUGUGUAUCUGUUAAUUUUGGGUUAACUGUGGUUGAUAUAAAACUGAAAUUAUAGUCUGUACCAAGUCACUGUUCUGUGUUCUUGUCUUUCCAGCAUAAUUUUUUUUUAUAUAGUGGAAGGGUUUUUUUUUUAAUUUUCUGACAGGAUAUCAGCAAAUAUCUGUAUUAUACAUGGAGCUAUUAUGACGGUACAAAAUAAUGUAAAUUUGAAGUCAUUGUCAUGAAGUAAUAAAAGUGGAGAUUACUUAUGUAUUUAAAUUAUGAAAGAGUAAUGCAGAUUUUUUUAUUACGUUUCUAAAAACAAGAGGAAGAGCCACCAGCAUUUGUCUGUGCUUCUAAGGUUGUUUUUGUAAGUAUUGUGCAUCUUGAAUCCAGAGGAAUUGCAUUAUCUAAUGUAUGAGACUGCUUGCACUGCAUCAGUUUGCAGGGAAUGCUCAUGUUUCGGAUGCUUUCUGCUGACGUUGUAAAUGCUGUACAUAGUCCUUCAUGUAAAAUUCUCUGCAUCUGU